Messenger RNA from Varanus komodoensis (Komodo dragon), 2859 nucleotides. RefSeq names its product RAD23 homolog A, nucleotide excision repair protein (gene RAD23A). The record is from RefSeq and is a predicted model, not a curated record. Gene Ontology annotation, molecular function: proteasome binding; damaged DNA binding; ubiquitin binding. Gene Ontology annotation, cellular component: nucleoplasm; cytosol. The coding region runs from base 98 to 1192 and encodes 364 amino acids. The transcript is spliced from 9 exons. NCBI's taxonomy places the organism in Eukaryota, Metazoa, Chordata, Lepidosauria, Squamata, Varanidae. Gene Ontology annotation, biological process: nucleotide-excision repair; proteasome-mediated ubiquitin-dependent protein catabolic process.
GCGAUUAAAAUGGCGGCGGCGUGAAGUUGCAUGUUGUUGUAGCCCCCCCCUCCCCCGAGUCCGUUGGGAGGAACCUUCAGUUGUUGCCGCCGCCGCCAUGGCGGUGACCGUCACCCUGAAAACCCUGCAGCAGCAGACGUUCAAGAUCCGAAUGGAGCCUGACGAAACGGUCCGAAUUCUUAAGGAGAAGAUUGAGGCUGAAAAGGGCAAGGAAGCCUUCCCAGUAUCAGGCCAGAAGCUUAUCUAUGCUGGGAAGAUCCUGAGUGAUGAUGUCCCCAUCAAGGAGUACAAGAUUGAUGAGAAGAACUUUGUUGUGGUGAUGGUCACCAAGAACAAAACAGGCUCAGGAGCUCCUGCACCCUCCCCCAGUGAUGCAGUGCCCACCUCAGAGCUCUCUCCAUCCUCUGGGCAGACAGUCCUGCCUACAGCAGCUACUAUUUCACCCCCACCAGCAAUUCCAUCAAGUGAUGAAAAGCCUUCUGAAGAAGCAGUGACUAUUUCCUCUUCAGAAUCUGUAGUUGGCUCUGUUCCCUCUUCAGGUAGCGUGGGACGUGAAGAUGAUGCAGCCUCCACCUUAGUUACUGGCUCAGAGUAUGAGACAAUGUUGACUGAAAUCAUGUCAAUGGGAUAUGAGCGAGAGCGGGUGGUGGCAGCACUUCGGGCCAGCUACAACAACCCUCACCGAGCUGUGGAGUACUUACUAACGGGUAUCCCAGGUAGCCCAGAACCAGAGAGUGCCCCCAUUCAGGAGAGCCAGCCUCAAGAGCAGUCAGCACCAGAGGGAGAGAAUCCUCUGGAAUUUCUACGAGACCAACCCCAGUUCCAGAAUAUGCGACAGGUGAUCCAGCAGAAUCCAGCCUUGCUCCCUGCCCUGCUCCAGCAGUUAGGCCAAGAGAACCCUCAGCUGCUGCAGCAAAUCAGCCAACAUCAGGAGCAGUUCAUUCAGAUGCUCAACGAACCUCUGGGUGAAAUGGCUGACAUCGCAGAUAUUGAGGGGGAGAUGGGUGCUAUUGGGGAAGAAGCCCCUCAGAUGAAUUACAUUCAAGUCACGCCUCAGGAAAAAGAAGCCAUAGAAAGGUUAAAGGCCCUGGGCUUCCCUGAGAGCCUGGUGAUCCAGGCAUAUUUUGCUUGUGAGAAGAAUGAAAAUCUGGCGGCCAACUUCCUGCUGAGUCAGAACUUUGAUGACGAGUGAUAAAGGAAAAGAGUUUUAUAUAAAAUCCUCUAUAUAAAUAUUCAUUUAUUUAAAGGGGCACUACUAGGGUUGGGGGUGGUAUGAAUUUAGAAUGUCCCAGGCAAAUUACUGGCUGGAGGAAAAUACUCUACCUUGGAAGCUGGGCAGUUGGCGAAAAAACAGAACAAACAGACCUUCUCCCACAUACUCCCCUAAAACAAUGCCUGCAUUUGAUCCCAGGUGCAUCCCAUGACAGUCCUUGGGCUGGCAGGCAGGAUGUUCAGGGGAAGAGUGAAACAGCAGAUGGGUUCUGUUGGACCUUCUCCCAUCUGAGGGGAUUGCGUAUGUUCAGGCAGAUUGCUCUUUUGUUUGCAGAUUCCAUCCUCCCACUGCCAGUGUACACUACUACAAUGACUAAAUAUCUCUAUGCCCAUUGGCUAAUUCUGUCAGUAGUAUUAUCCCCUUCAGUUUCCACCACUGCCCUUUGAAACAAGUCCAGCUGUCCAUCCCUGUUCCAGAGUGCUCCAUGGGUGACUUGCCUUUCAGUGAACAUUUUGAUAGUUCUUCCUGCAUUGAAGAGGCUGUGCUGUGGUGGAGGAAUAACUUGUGAUGAUGUACAAAACUUCAGCACAUUUCUUUACUCUGUCUUUCUCUGUUAGGCAGCCACUUACCCUCUACUUGCAGCUUCCAGACACUGUCGUUAAAUUCAUUCUCAGAAGACAUCUUGGAAGUCAGGGCCGGAGAACAGUUGCACUUGGAUCCAGCCAGAUUCAAACACUGAGGCCCUUUCACUGUUUAAACUUUUCCCUCUUCCUUUGACAUCUCAAGUUUUCAUCCAGCAGCUCUGCAGAACUAGAGAUGUGUUAUGAUUGUCUUUAAAGUUUCGAUUCUUAAGUAAGGUUAAACUUCCAUAUAAGAUUGCUUAGUAUAUUUUGAGAUUUAACAUUAAAAUUUUGGAACCUGCAAGCCUAAUGCAGCAGUAAAAAGAGGAAUGGGUAUUUGCAGCUGAGUCUCUUCCUUGGAGCAAAAGUCCAUUGAAUGAAACCCCAUUUUGAAAGUGUUCUGUAUUGUGGAGGUUUUACAGAAACUAAUAUUUUCUAAUAUGAACCUGUUCAAAAGAUUCUUCUAUUUUAAAGACCAUUUUUCUUUUCUUAAAACAUUAGCUGGGAUACAAAUUUGUGUAUUAGACAUUUUGCAGAUUUUACUUUUUAAUUUUGAAAAAAGGUAAAAUUAACAAAUUUGCACAAACAUUCUUUAUAGGAAAAUGUGUAAAAAAAAUCCUUUUGGUGUACUUUUUAAAAACUUGAGUUUGAGCUGUGACUACACAUGAGCAUAUCCUGAUUAAUCUCAGAAAAAGGCUGAUCUAGUCUAUGACUCUCAAUCCCUGGCAACCAGUGGAAUUGGUUGGGCAGGUAUGAAACUGCAAAGUCUCCCCAAUUUAGGUCAAUCAUCACCUUUAUGCAGGGGAGUUGGUAAAAGUUGUUUGAGUUGAACACCAAUAAAACUGUCAGUUAUCAUCUUUUAAAUGCCAAUUUCCUUUGAUAAACCAUGAAAUUGACUGUUGCCUCUCUUCCCAGCACCCCGGUAACAAACCUGCCUGGGAGUCCCACUCUUUCCUCAGCAUAUGCCCUCUCAAAGAGAACCAGAGUAUUGCCUCUAUGCCUCAAAAAUAAAUUCUGAAGCCAUAA